AUGGUCCCCACCCCACGAGGCCACCACAGCGGUGGAGGAACUUCGCGACACAACAAGCCCUGGCUCGAGAUUGUUCCUGAUCUGCGGUUCAUUGUGUUCAAUGGAGGCGAGCACGAAGCGCAGACGGUCAAGCUCACUGGUCGAGUGCGACUGCAUACCCCCGAGCCCAUGAGCAUUCUGAAGCCCAAGGUGCGGCUGGAGGGUAAGCGCAAGAUCAGCUGGUGGUAUAUGGGAGGUAUAUCCGCGGGGGAAGUGGUGGACAAGAGAGUGUUUUGGAAUCAGGAGCAGAGACUGGGCAUCGAGAGUGCGCACAAAGUCAAGGCGGGCACCAUAGAGUGGCCGUUCGAGUUUGAGCUGUCACCCUCGAUGCCUGAGAGUGUGGAGGGCCUGCGGGAGACGUAUAUCGCAUAUCACUUGCAUGCGAGCGUCUCGAGACCGGGCUGGAAUGCGAAAGAUCUCAUGGCGCAAGAGCACAUCCGCAUUGUGCGGACACUGGGUCAAGAUAGUAUGGAGAUGACGAGGUCAAGAGUCAACGCGGAUAUCUGGGCCAACAAGAUAUCGUAUAGCAUAUCAAUACCGACAGAUGCGAUUGUGUUUGGGACGUCGAUAACGGCAGACGUGGAAUUGUCGCCCAUCAAGAAGGGCAUACGACUUGGGAAGAUUGAGCUGCGGCUGAUGGAGACGGUGGUGAAAAGGAUACAGGCCAGCGAGGUUCCAGACAUCAGAGGAGACCGGUCGAAGACGGAGGAGACAGAAGUCGCAAAGGCAGACAUGGAGUUCCCGGAACAAUCGAGGAUCAUCUACGACGACGAAUCGAUCGAUAAUCCGACCAUGGCCGACGAGAUGUACAAGUUCAAGGCGACGCUACCGCUGCCCAAAUCACUCAAUGUCUGCCGGCAGGAUGUUGAUUCGCACAACAUCAACAUCACGCACCGUUUCAAAUUAAUGGUCAACAUCCACAACCCCGAAGGUCACGUAUCGCAGCUGGUCUGUCGAUUACCCGUGAAGCUCUUCAUUUCACCGAAUCUGCCUGUCGAUGAGAGGAACGAGGUGUGUCCGAGUGCGAAUGGAGUGUCAGACGCAGAGUUGAACAACUCUGAAACGGUGGUGGUCGCCCCUCCUGAGUAUGGACGUCAUCAGUUGGAUCAAAUCUACAGCGAUAUCGAUCCCAGUGGCUUCAUGAGCAGAGCAGGCAGUGGCCCGGGAACACCAGCUGGGUUCCUCGCCCAAAGUCGACGAGGUUCCCACGAGAACGUGUUGUCGAUAAACGGGAUAGCUGACAGCGAUCCGUCCGAGCACCACGGCAGUGCGAUGCCACACCUGUUGCACUCCCGCCUCGCAAAUCUGCAAGAGAAUGGCUCAAGUCAUGGAUCCCAUUACUCGGGCACGUCACGCAACCACAGUCCGUCAGGUGGGAACUCGCCCGCACCUGGCAUGUCCGAUGCGAACGAGCAACACUCGCCGGAGCGCAAUCACAACGGCGGCAGCAAUCAUGCCCAACAGCGCCCAGCCCAAGCUCCACGAAGUGCCAGCUCGUACUUCCCUGCCACAUCAGCCGGUCACUCGCCGCACACGAGCGCCCCCAUGUCGCGACGCACGUCGGACGAGCACGACACGACAGACCAAGGAAUCCACCAGAACGACUACAACCUGGCGGACCUGUCACGUGUGCCGUCCUACGGCGCGGCGCUGCGCACCCCAGGCGCCAUCACGCCUUUCACCGAAGGCCCGCCCAGCUACAUCGAAGCAACGUCGCGCCCGCCCUCGCCGAUCCAGAUCCAGAGACCCGGCCAGGCGCAUGUGCGAUCUGGCGCUAGCACGCCCAAUUCUCACUCGAGCCAGCAGACGCUGACGAUGCCGUUCUCGAGCUUGAACUUGGGCAUGAUCCAGGAAGGCGUCCCCGUUAAUGGGGCGGGUGGUAAUGCUGUUGCCCAAUCGCCGCCGCAGAGAUCCCAUGUUCCUCACGGCGGGCAUCAUGACGACGAGUCGAGACUGAGGAUGCUCCCCGCACGGAACUAG
Messenger RNA from Zasmidium cellare ATCC 36951, 2019 nucleotides. RefSeq lists its product as uncharacterized. Gene Ontology annotation, biological process: ubiquitin-dependent endocytosis. The transcript has a single exon. The record is from RefSeq and is a predicted model, not a curated record. Lineage: Eukaryota; Fungi; Ascomycota; Dothideomycetes; Mycosphaerellales; Mycosphaerellaceae. Gene Ontology annotation, molecular function: ubiquitin protein ligase binding; protein-macromolecule adaptor activity. Gene Ontology annotation, cellular component: cytosol; cytoplasm; plasma membrane. Bases 1 to 2019 code for a protein of 672 amino acids.